Caenorhabditis briggsae is the source of this 1065-nucleotide messenger RNA. It is a transcript of the gene Cbr-rfc-3, whose product is annotated as Protein CBR-RFC-3. NCBI's taxonomy places the organism in Eukaryota, Metazoa, Nematoda, Chromadorea, Rhabditida, Rhabditidae. The coding region runs from base 1 to 1065 and encodes 354 amino acids. The record is from RefSeq and is a predicted model, not a curated record. Gene Ontology annotation, biological process: DNA repair; DNA-templated DNA replication. The transcript is spliced from 3 exons. Gene Ontology annotation, molecular function: DNA binding; DNA clamp loader activity. Gene Ontology annotation, cellular component: nucleus; DNA replication factor C complex.
AUGGCGUUAUGGGUCGAUAAGUAUCGUCCUAAGGAGUUGUUAGGAAAGGACGGGGUCGACUAUCACUUGGAGCAAGCCAAACACUUGAAAUUCCUAUCUGCUGAUUGUAUGCCUCAUCUCUUGUUUUGUGGACCGAGUGGUGCUGGUAAAAAGACUCGAAUCAAGUGUCUCUUGAGAGAGCUUUACGGAGUCGGAGUGGACAAAACGCAACUGAUCAUGAAGGCUUUUACAACUCCUUCGAAUCGAAAACUCGAGAUUCAAACUGUUUCGAGUAACUAUCAUGUUGAAAUGACACCGUCGGAUGUUGGAAUUUACGAUCGGGUAGUAGUGCAGGAUCUCGUGAAAGAAAUGGCUCAGACGUCUCAAAUCGAAGCAUCGUCUCAAAAAUCGUUCAAAGUAGUCGUUCUUUGCGAAGCCGAUUCGCUUACUCGUGAUGCUCAGCACGGUUUGCGUCGAACAAUGGAGAAAUACGCGAACAAUUGUAAAAUUGUAUUGUGUUGUGAAUCACUUUCUCGUAUUAUCGAACCGCUCCAAUCCCGUUGUAUCAUCAUCAACGUGCCAGCUCCAACUGAUGUCGAAGUUGAGAAAGUGUUGAGAAAAGUGAUUCAGAAGGAGAACUUGAACAUGCCGGACAGCGUUCUUCAGAAGAUUGUCGAGAAAUCUGAAGGAAACUUGCGACGUGCAAUUCUGAUGACAGAGGCAAUAAAAAUGGAAAAUGAGGGCGGGAUUCCAGCCAACGCUCAGAUUCCUGUUCCAGAAUGGGAGGUGUACAUACAAGAAACUGCUCGGCUCAUUCUCCAGAAGCAAACCAAUGAUAUGGCACUCAAAGUCCGUGAGAGACUCUAUGAAGUUAUCUCUAGACUCAUUCCACCUCAUGUUAUUUUCAAGAAGCUUCUCGAAUACCUCUUGCCUAGCUGUCCCUCUUCGAUCGUUCGAGAAGUCGUCAGCGAGGCUGCCAAAUUCGAACACCGUCUUUUGCUCGGACAGAAACCUAUUUUCCAUCUUGAAGCAUUCGUCAUUGCUUUCAUGGAAAUCUAUCUGACUAAUGCUUCGAAAGCAAAAUAA